UUCAUGAAAUUUGGGCAACACACAGUAUUGGAUAAGAAACGGAGGUAACCCCUCUCUAAACCCUUUCUCUCUCACUUCCUCAUAGAAACAGAGCCUCCAUGGCUGCCCAUUCUUCCAUAACUCUCCUCACCAUUACAGAGUAAGCUCUCCCUCUUAUACUCUCUAUAACCAUUGACUAUUUUGGUUUCAUUUAUUCAUUUUCUUACAUAUCCCUCUUUUCCUCUUAUCUCCCCUGUAGUUCAUUUUGUUUCUCCUCAGCAAUUAAGAAAAUUUAGUACAACAAAGUGUUCAAUUCUGUUUCAAAUUAGAAAUAAAGGAAAAACUAUGGACUCAGUUUUACCUAUAAAACUAGGCUUUUCAUCAGUUAACAACUGUGUCCAUAAAGAUACCUUCAGGGUUAGCUCUCUAGGGUUUAAUAAUGCUUGUUUUUGUGUUUUAUCUUCUGAUUGUGAUGUGGGAAAAUCUAAUAACCCUUAUAGAAAGUACAGAAGAAACCCUAACCCUGUUUUAGCAAUGGAUGGUUCUAAUGGGAAGUUGCCAACACCAAGUAACACUCAUUUGAGUGAUAAUGGUCAUUUGAAUUCCAUGUAUUCAAAGAAUAGUUAUGAAGAUUUUCAAAGUAAUAAUCAUCUUCGUCGAUUAGUUAGAAAUGGGGAAUUAGAGGAAGGAUUAGUGUUUCUUGAGAAUAUGGUUUCUCAUGGAGAUAUACCUGAUAUAAUCCCAUGUACAAGUUUGAUUCGAGGGUUCUGUAGGGUUGGUAAAACUAAGAAGGCUACGAGGGUUUUAGAAAUUCUUGAGAAUUCAGGGGCUAUUCCAGAUGUUAUAACUUAUAAUGUGUUGAUUAGUGGGUACUGCAAAUUGGGUGAAAUUGAUAACGCAUUGAAUGUUUUGGAUCGAAUGAGUGUUCCUCCCGAUGUUGUUACUUAUAAUACGAUAUUGAGAAGUUUAUGUGAUAGUGGCAAGUUGAGACAAGCUAUGGAAGUGCUAGAUCUUCAGCUGCAGAAGGAAUGUUACCCUGACGUAAUUACAUAUACGAUUUUGAUUGAAGCGACUUGUAGAGAGAGUGGGGUUGGACAAGCUAUGAAACUCGUUGAUGAAAUGAGGAGUAAAGGUUGUAAACCUGAUGUUGUUACUUAUAAUGUUCUUAUCAAUGGGAUUUGCAAGGAAGGAAGAUUGGAUGAAGCUAUGAAGUUCUUGAAUAACAUGCCUUCCUAUGGUUGUCAACCUAAUGUCAUCACCCAUAAUAUAAUUCUUCGGAGUAUGUGUAGCACUGGAAGGUGGAUGGAUGCUGAAAAACUUUUGUCAGAUAUGCUGCGAAAAGGAUGUUCACCUAGUGUUGUUACCUUCAAUAUUUUGAUCAAUUUCUUGUGCAGGAAGGGUUUAUUAGGUCGGGCCAUCAAUAUCUUAGACAAAAUGCCAGAACAUGGUUGCACUCCAAAUUCACUAAGUUAUAAUCCAUUGUUGCAUGGGUUCUGCAAAGAAAAGAAAAUGGAUCGAGCAAUUGAGUAUUUGGAUAUAAUGGUUUCUAGAGGGUGUUAUCCUGAUAUUGUGACUUAUAAUACACUGCUUACGGCUUUGUGCAAAGAUGGGAAGGUAGACGUUGCAGUUGAGUUACUUAACCAACUAGGUAGUAAAGGUUGUGCCCCAGUGUUAAUAACGUAUAAUACAGUUAUUGAUGGGCUGUCAAAGAUGGGAAAUACAGAACGUGCAUUGGAGCUUCUGGAGGAGAUGAUGGCAAAAGGUUUGCAACCAGAUAUUAUCACGUAUUCUUCGCUAGUGGCUGGGCUUAGCAGAGAAGGGAAGGUAGAUGAAUCAAUUAAGUUAUUUCAUGAUUUGGAAGGAAUAGGUAUCCGACCAAAUGCAAUCACAUACAAUUCUGUAAUGUUAGGGCUUUGCAAGGCUCGUCAGACUGUUCGAGCGAUAGAUUUUUUGGCUUAUAUGGUAUCUAAGGGAUGUAAACCUACUGAAGCUACUUAUACUAUUCUCAUUGAAGGUAUUGCUUAUGAAGGUUAUGCUAAUGAAGCCUUGGAGCUACUGAAUGAGUUGUGCAGAAGAGGUGUUGUUAAGAGAAGCUCUGCACAGAAUGUUGCAGUCAAAAUGUAGGGAUUUCCAAGUAAACUUUAUAUUUAUGUAUGGCAUAACUUUUCUUUGUUCUUUUGUUUUAUACUGCCUGGUUGAACAAGUAUUGGUAUGUAACUUGGUAGCUCCCCUUUUCCCUGUUCUGACAAGGAAAGUCCUGGAUCAAUUUUGAUAGAAUGAACUACUUUGUGAACUUGUACUCGAUUUUCUGUCAAGAUUCAGGAGUGUAAUUCUAAUUGAAUCAUUCUGAUUUUGAAUAAAAAUGUACAUAUUGUUUUUCUUUCA
Messenger RNA from Papaver somniferum (opium poppy), 2364 nucleotides. RefSeq names its product pentatricopeptide repeat-containing protein At1g09900-like. The record is from RefSeq and is a predicted model, not a curated record. Gene Ontology annotation, molecular function: protein binding. The coding region runs from base 325 to 2103 and encodes 592 amino acids. NCBI's taxonomy places the organism in Eukaryota, Viridiplantae, Streptophyta, Magnoliopsida, Ranunculales, Papaveraceae. The transcript has a single exon.